AUGCGCAAAGAAUAUGAACACACAAGCGCCAAGACACCAGCUGCUCGAAUGCCCCCGACGAAGGCAUCAAUGGAGGUAUUAAGCACACCCGCAGAUCUCGUCGGCCGCGCGCAAGUCACGCCGCCGUGCAGAACUGAUGGAGAUUUGGAUAUAAGUGAGCCAAACGUACCCGGUGGACCUGUAGCUCUGACCGUUUCCGAAGCCGAUGACGUUAACCCGCAUGCAGAUCAACCGGAGCCGAAAACCUAUCAGCAGGCGCGCAAAGGCAACAACGGAGGAGGGCGUACAAAAUUUCAUUUCGUUCCCGACGGACUUGUCAUUACGAAAGAAGAGCUUAAGGCCCUCGAAGCUGAUAUCGUGGAUAAAGUUGAACUGCUUCACGGGCAGAGCCUGUACGAAUUGAAGCAGACAGGUCGCCCCUGGUAUGAACACCUACAUCGUUUAUUGGUCAAGCUUGGGUUCAGCCAAUGUGUUAUGGAUGCAUGCUUGUAG
Molecule: messenger RNA, 492 nt
Organism: Plasmopara halstedii
Lineage: Eukaryota; Oomycota; Peronosporomycetes; Peronosporales; Peronosporaceae
Product: Reverse transcriptase, RNA-dependent DNA polymerase
Exons: 2
Coding region: 1-492 (163 amino acids)
Source: RefSeq, a predicted model, not a curated record